Molecule: messenger RNA, 648 nt
Organism: Vittaforma corneae ATCC 50505
Lineage: Eukaryota; Fungi; Microsporidia; Nosematidae
Exons: 1
Coding region: 1-648 (215 amino acids)
Biological process (GO): translation
Cellular component (GO): nucleus; cytosolic small ribosomal subunit
Molecular function (GO): RNA binding; structural constituent of ribosome
Source: RefSeq, a predicted model, not a curated record
AUGAGUGAGGAAAUUCUUAGGAAAUACAUUCAGAAUGGCCUUAUAGAUGCUGAGCUUAACGAGCUCUUUGGGAAAUAUUUCCAAGCUCAGAUAUAUGCUGGAAGCACCAUCAAGCACAACCAGACACCAAUCAAGAUUAGUAUCAAGGUGUAUAACCCACAGGAGGCUAUUGGAGAAAACAAAUUCAAGCUUCUGCAAUUGCAAAACAUGAUAGGACAGAGAUUUGAUAUUCCUCCAAACAAUAUCGACAUUGUCUUUGAGAAGAUUGCCGACCGAGGAUUAGAGCCUGCAUAUCACGCAGAACAGCUCAGAUUGGCUUUUCUUCAGAACAAGCCGUAUAAGAGAGUCAUCAAUUCCAUAAUCAAGAGCAGUAGAGCCGCAGGCGCACAAGGUGUGAUGAUUAGAGUGGCAGGAAAGCUCAAGGGCCAAAGAGCCAAGGCUAUUAAGUACUUCGAUGGAUAUUUUAUUCAGAGUGGAAUGGCAGCCAAGGACUAUGUUCGAUCAGCCAAGUCCCAGGCCAAAUGCAAGCAGGGCACUAUUGGUGUUCAAGUUUCCGUGAUGCUUCCGUAUGACCCAGAAGGUGUGGUCGGAUCCAAUACUAUUAUUUCUGAUAGGAUUACGAUUAUUGAGCCUAAGGCAUUUAGUUAA